Chaetura pelagica (chimney swift) is the source of this 846-nucleotide messenger RNA. RefSeq lists its product as uncharacterized. Lineage: Eukaryota; Metazoa; Chordata; Aves; Apodiformes; Apodidae. Bases 1 to 846 code for a protein of 281 amino acids. The record is from RefSeq and is a predicted model, not a curated record. The transcript has a single exon.
AUGGAGUCGCUGGACACCGAGGUGAGGGUACGGAAGACUCUGGGGACUGUUGAGUACGUGGAGUCUUCGGGUUUCCCGCAGGGAGUCCUGCCCACCAAGAAGGAUGUGGUGCAGAACAUGCUGUACCUGCUGCAGCCCAAGAGGGCUGGCCAGGCCCAGCGCUCCAAGGAGGAUGCGGCCCAGCUGCUGGCUGAGCACCUGCAGGAGCACUGGCUGGGGUGCAACCUCCACACCAUCGCCACCCAAAACAUAAAGAAACUCAUCCUCAAAAUGUACGAGGAGUUUAGCAGAUUGUACCAGACCAGGAAGCAGAGACAGAACCAGGCGUUUACCGAGCGGGCCGACAAAUUCAAUGAGAGUUCAGAGAAGCUCUUUGAUGUGUUUUGUAUGGACGUGCAGAUGAGGAACAAACUAGAGGAGCUGAGUGGGAUAAAAAUGACCAGCAUCGAGUGGAAGUUCCUGGAAGAUCAAAGAAGCGAAAGGAAAAUGUACUAUGAAGAUUUCACAGACAAGCAAGAGCUGAAAAUGAUGGAGAGAAGACAAAAGAUCCAGUGUCUGGAGCACUUCAGGAAGCUGGCCAGGGAGGAGAAGGAGGGGAGCAAAGCCAAGGAGGCCAAGUACAGAAGCGACGAGCAGUCGGACGAGGGCACCAGUGUGGAUGAGUCCUGCCCCGCGGGGGAGGAGAACGGGGCUCCCGCCUUCUCACUGCGGGGCAGGAGGAAGCGCCGCUGCUCCGUGGCGGCCGCCGGCGCCGCCAUCCCGCUGGAAUGUCAGCACAUCCGCAUGAGCAUCCGCAGGGUCCGGCCCGGCUUCUACGAGACUGUGGAGAAGGUGAAGAACUGCUAG